AUGUUUCCCUUUCCAGAUUUCCAUUUUAUUUUCUUUUUCCUUUACUUUUCCUCUCUUUUGUUCUUUCUCCUCCCUCGUUAUUUCUUUGAAAUUUUUUCUCCAUUCAUAUUAUUCUUUAUCUUAUUUCUCAAUUUUGUUUUUCUCUCUUUUUCUUAUCUCUCUGUUUCUUAUCUCUCUUUUUCAUAUCUCUCUUUUCUUACCUCUCUUUCUUAUCUCUUAUUUUCAUAUCUCUCUUUUCUUAUCUCUCUUUUCUUAUCUCUCUUUUCUUAUCUCUCUUUCUUAUCUAUUAUUUUCAUAUCUCUCUUUUCUUAUCUCCCUUUUCUUACCUCUCUUUUCUUAUCUCUUAUUUUCUUAUCUUCUUUCUCUUUUUCUUACCUCUUUUCUUAUUUUUUACCUCUUUUUCUUCUCAUUUCUUACUCUUUUUUUUUUUCUUACCUCUCUUUUCAUAUCUCUCUUUUCUUACCUCACUUUUCUUAUCUCUUAUUUUCAUAUCUCUCUUUUCUUACCUCUCUUUUCUUAUCUCUCUUUUCUUACCUCUCUUUUCUUAGCUCUUACUUUCAUAUCUUUCUUUUCUUAUCUCUCUUUUUCUUACCUCUCUUUUCUUAUCCUUCUUUUUAUCUCCUUUUUUCUCAUCACUCUUUUCUUAUCUCCUUUUAUCCCUUUUCCAUUCCAUAUUUAACAACUUCAUCUCUUCUUACAUUUACUCUUUCAAUUUCUCAAUUUUUGUAA
Acanthosepion pharaonis is the source of this 729-nucleotide messenger RNA. Lineage: Eukaryota; Metazoa; Mollusca; Cephalopoda; Sepiida; Sepiidae. The record is from the annotation of a GenBank genome assembly.